Salvia splendens (bonfire salvia) is the source of this 1475-nucleotide messenger RNA. RefSeq names its product 5'-nucleotidase SurE. The record is from RefSeq and is a predicted model, not a curated record. Gene Ontology annotation, molecular function: nucleotidase activity. The coding region runs from base 32 to 1117 and encodes 361 amino acids. Gene Ontology annotation, cellular component: cytosol. NCBI's taxonomy places the organism in Eukaryota, Viridiplantae, Streptophyta, Magnoliopsida, Lamiales, Lamiaceae. The transcript has 9 exons.
UUAUAUUUCUUUGUUUUUUCUGAGUCGAAAAAUGGGAGAAUUGAUCUUGGCAUCCAAAUCAAUUGCACUUACAAAAGGUGGAAAUACUACAAAGUUGCACAAUUGGGGUGAUUUGGAUAGUGUGAGUAGAAAUGUAAAUGUAAGUUUUUGGCGGCAAAAUGCAAAAGCUCAAAUCGAAAAAGGAAAGAGAGAGAUAACUGUAAAAUCAAUUGCCAGAAUGAGCAGCGGAGGCGGCGAUCGCCCGACGGUGAUGGUCACGAACGACGACGGAAUAGAUGCUCCAGGGAUUCGAGCUCUCCUUCAUGUUCUCGUCUCCUCCUAUCGAUUUAACGUCUAUGUUUGCGCUCCUGAUUCAGAAAAGUCUGCAGUUAGUCAUAGCAUCACAUGGCAAAAAGCUCUAUUUGCCAAGCCAGUAGAAAUUGAGGGGACGGUUGCUUUUGCAGUUUCUGGUACUCCUGCUGACUGUACAUCAUUAGGAAUUUCCAAAUCUCUGUUCACAUCAGUACCUGAUCUGGUUAUCAGUGGGAUCAAUAUGGGUAGCAAUUGUGGUUAUCACAUUUUAUAUUCUGGGACUGUAGCAGGGGCUCGAGAAGCAUUUUUAAAUGGAAUAGCUUCGAUCUCUUUAUCAUAUGAUUGGGUUGGAGGGAAAAGUACUAUAAAUGAUUUUAAACUUGCAGCAGAGGCGUGCUUGCCGAUAAUCUGUGGCCUGUUGGGUGAAAUCAAGAAGAAAACACACCCUCAAAACUGUUUUCUGAAUGUAGAUAUACCGACAGAUGUUGCGAAUCAUAAGGGUUAUCGACUUACGAAUCAGGGAAAGACUAUGGUAAAAAUGGGGUGGAGACAAGUUGCUUCUGAAUCUGAAGGAGGGAAAAUGCUGUCAACUAUGACUAUGGAGACAAGUUCACCAUUGGGUUCUGAAUCAACGCUUACCAAUUUAAAGCAUGAACUUGCAUUCCAAAGAGAAGUGAAGGGAUCACAAGUUGACAAUAGUGAUACAGACUACAAUUGCCUUAGAGAAGGAUAUAUAACUGUGAGUCCUUUAGGAGCCCUGUCUCCCGCAGACAUGGAAAGCCAAGCUUAUUUUAAUCAGUGGUUGGCAGGUGUUUCAGCACUGUGAAGGGGUAUUUUCUUCACAUCUCUAAAGACAAAGUCGUUGAUCAGGGUGCAUUUUACUUGUUGAAUCAUGCCAUCGACAUAUCUUGAACUAAUCUAUUCAGUUUUCUAAAAGGUUCCUAGUCCUGUCUCGGGAUCUAGGAUGUAUGGAAGGAUAUCUAGAUGGUUUGCUUAUCAUUUCUGAUCACGAGAUCUCUUUUAGAGGUAUCAUCUUCCCGGGUACGGGAUCACUUAUCAGCCUCGCACAUCCUUUAUUCAGUACCUAUAGUAGUUAAUCACAAUCUCAUUGGUUCUGUUGUUGGGACAAAUCUGAAUAGCCAUGUUCUACUUUGGUUAUAAUGAAUAAAAAUUUCAGUUUGUUA